Messenger RNA from Cajanus cajan (pigeon pea), 1498 nucleotides. RefSeq names its product amino acid transporter AVT1I. The record is from RefSeq and is a predicted model, not a curated record. Gene Ontology annotation, molecular function: L-amino acid transmembrane transporter activity. Gene Ontology annotation, cellular component: vacuolar membrane. Gene Ontology annotation, biological process: amino acid transmembrane transport. NCBI's taxonomy places the organism in Eukaryota, Viridiplantae, Streptophyta, Magnoliopsida, Fabales, Fabaceae.
UUCACAUAGAUGCAUAGUGGUUAUCUAGUCAACAUAACUAGGCCACUCUCUCACUCAUAUUAUUCACUACUGUUACUGUUUAUUCAGAAUCCUGCGUAGAAUCAAUCAUGUUACUCUAAUUUGAACAACACCAAAUAUAUAAUGUACGUAUGGACAACCAAGUUUGCUUUACCACAGAAUAUGGAGAGCCAAAGCCAACUCCAAGUUUCAAACUCGGAGCAACACCAAAAGGGCACCACCUUCUUCAAAACUUGUUUCAAUGGAAUCAACUCCCUCACAGGUAUUGGGAUACUCUCAAUGCCAUAUGCAGUUUCUCAAGGAGGGUGGUUGAGUUUUAUUCUGCUGCUUGUUUUCACAAUGAUAUUUUGGUACACAGCUUUGCUGCUACAAAGGUGUAUGAUUAAGCAUCCACUAAUCAAAUCAUACCCUGAUAUAGGCGAGGUUGCUUUUGGGUACAAAGGAAGAACAGUGAUAGCUGCAUUCAUAUAUGCAGAGCUGUUUCUAAUUGCUGUGGAGCUUCUGAUAUUGGAAGGUGACAAUUUGGCGAAGUUGUUUCCAAACAUGAACUUGAAACUUGGUGGUGUUAGAAUUGAAGGUAGAAAGAGUUUUGUGCUGCUGGCUGCUUUGAUCAUACUGCCAACAACGUGGUUGAGAAGCAUGGGAGCUUUGGCCUACGUUUCUUUUGGUGGGGUAGUGGUUUCUAUUAUUUUAAUCGGUUGUGUUGCGUGGGUGGGUGAAGUUGAUGGUGUGGGGUUUCAUGAAAGAGGACAGUUAGUGAAUUGGGAGGGACUGCCUACUGCUAUGAGCCUUUAUGCAUUCUGUUACUGUGCACAUGCAGUCAUGCCCACUCUUAUCAAUUCAAUGAAUGAUAGAAGUCAGUUUAGCAAGGUUUUGGUGGUUUGCUUUGUGACAACUACUAUGAUCUAUGGAGUCAUUGCUGUUUUAGGUUACACAAUGUUCGGAGAUUAUUUGAUGUCUCAAAUAACCUUAAAUCUGCCAUCAAAGAAAUUAAGUACUAAAAUAGCUAUUUAUACCACAUUAAUUAAUCCUUUCACUAAGUAUGCUGUUCUAAUCACCCCAAUAGCAAAUGCUAUCGAGGACAGAUGGCUUCUGUGCAAGAGAAAGUCCAUUGCCAUCCUCGUUAGAACAACCAUCGUGGUCAGCACUGUGGUUAUGGCUCUAUUCAUGCCGUUUUUUGGUUAUAUUAUGGAACUAAUUGGUGCAUUUUUUAGUGUAACAAUGUCAUUAUUAUUCCCUUGCCUUUGUUACCUACAGAUAAACAAAUCUGUUCGGCAACUUGGAUCGGAGUUGAUCAUUAUAAUUGUAAUUCUUCUCAUAGGUACUUUCAUUGGAAUAAUGGGUACCUAUCUCUCUGUAAAGAACAUAGUGAAUCAUCUAUAGUUAUGAAGGUGUGUGCUUAAUGUUUCUAUAAAUCUACUUCAGCAACUCUACCAAUAAUGUAGGGUUAAUAAAUAAAUUUAUAUAUUUACAUCCAUUU